This is a messenger RNA of Cuscuta campestris, 1990 nucleotides long. The record is from the annotation of a GenBank genome assembly. NCBI's taxonomy places the organism in Eukaryota, Viridiplantae, Streptophyta, Magnoliopsida, Solanales, Convolvulaceae.
AAAAGAGAGACCAAAUAAGUUAUGAAUAAAUUUAGAGGGACCAAUAUUGGACAAAAUGAAAGGACCACACCCAUUAACGCCUUAACGGUGGUGGGUUCAGUAAGUGGAGACUUGAGAGGGAGUUCAAUGUUUGCAAGGAAGGCCGGAAAACUGGUUCCCAGAACUGGAAGGCGAACUUUCACAAUGGAUACACCUGUCCCUGCGUCCUUGCCAUGCUUUGACGAUUGGGAUCGUCCUUUCACCGAUCUCGAACUCCUAGAAAUCGAAGCCGCAAUUCAAUCCGCGGCCGCGAAGCACCGCAGUUCGGACAAGUCCUCCGAUGCGGAAAAUGUUGCCAACGGGGACGAAACCGUCACCCGGACCCGUUGUCGAAGGCUACCCGACUCACUCUUUUCAAAUCCGUUUUCCUUGUCUCCUUGCCGCAGAAGUGUGUUUAAGCGUAGAUCGAAGAUGCUGCCAGAAUUAGCAUUCAGAGGCCGUGUUGUAUAUUGCAGAACUGAGGCUGAGGCCGAGAAGUCUGCAGAUGAGCUUUUGAAUUUUAUUGAAACCAAAAGAAAGGCACAAGGGGAAGUUUCUCUUGGACUUGAUCUUGAAUGGAAACCCAGUUUUAGAAGAGGUGUUGCUCCUGGUAAAGCAGCUGUUUUGCAAAUAUGUGGGGAGAUGAACCAAUGCUAUGUUUUUCAUAUAUGCCAUUCUGGAAUCCCUCAAAAUCUGCAGACACUUCUCCAGAGUACCACUACGGUUAAGGUGGGAUCAAAUAUUGCAAAUGAUGCUCGCAAGAUUUUUCUGGAUCAUAAUGUAUCUAUUAGGAAUUUGGAAGACUUAUCUGCACUAGCCAAUCAAAAGUUGGACGGAGCUCCCAAAAAUUGGGGCCUAGCUUCAUUGACAGAAUCACUUCUUUGCAAACAGCUCCCUAAGCCAAGCAAUCUAAGAUUGGGAAAUUGGGACACUCCGGUUUUAUCCAAAGAGCACCUAAGUUAUGCUGCUACAGAUGCUUUUGUUUCAUGGCACCUAUAUCAGGUGUUGAAGAGCCUACCUGAUGCUCCAAUGCCAAAGCACAUGGACAGGGAGUAAGUUAUGAUCGUCAACCAUCUUGGUUUAGUGCCAUCAUUGUAAGCCAAAUGUCAUAGCCACUGUUUUACUUACACAGAGAUACAAAUAACCUGAUCAACUGCCAAUGAGGCACUCAUAGAGUCAUAGGGGUGUUACCAGCUUCUUGAACUCUCCCGCCCACAUUACCAACUUAUUUUUUGGUGAUUCUUCUGUGCGUUCCUUUGGUUCUUCUCAAGUUUCUCUUGGAAUUAAUAUUCGUGUUGUAAAAGACUAUCAUCAGAAGCCUUGUGUGUGUGCGCGUGUCCUGUCCUUUAUCAUGCUACGGGUCACAUUUUGUCAGCUCAAAAACAGUCUCUCCAUUCAUUAGUCCUUAUAUUCGAGUUGAGAUCUGUCUGCUUACAGCCCCCCCCCCCACCCCAAACCCUACUCUCGAGUGGGAUAUACUUGAUGAUGUGUUUGGUUUGGCCUUGUUUGAGGUUCAUUUAAGGAGUUGGGCUUGGUUUGGUACAGAAAAAUUUCCAGUUGCCAAAAGGAAAAAAAAAAGCUUAAUUGCAAGUGCAGGAGUAUUCUUGGCAUGAGCUUUUUUGUCCCUAACGUGAAGUCAUUGGGAGGAGUCUAAUUUGAUAGUGGAGGCACCCCCAGAAUGGCAAAUUGAUGAUCUUAAGCAGUAGAGCUACAGAAGAUUGGUCACUCGUGAUUGUUGUUUUUUACUUGUCAUCAUGAAUUAAACAUUGCUGUAUUCGUUUAUUUUUUUAUUACUGUAUUUUUCAAUUGCUCUAAUUAUAGAUGUUUCUUGAAGACGGAGUAAUUUGAUACUGCUAUGUAUUUUAUUGGAAUUUUAGUGUUUCAAGGAGGAUACAGUAUAAUGUUUACUCUGUACUUUCUAAUUAUUUCAUUCUUUAACUUAUGUAAAAUUUAAGAAAAAGUAUUUAAUAGU